CCGAUCGCUUACACUUUUGACGUUAUCUUGAAGAACUGCCGGCAUUCUUUUCUCUCCUACCUCUCUCACACUUGUCUCUUGAGCUUGUUUCUAUGUUUGCUUCGGUGUUCUAGAACGGGCCGUGAAUCACCACACCUAGUCUGGUUUCUCAAGGAUAACACUCUGUUCCUGCCUCCUUUAAUUGCAAACGAGAUGCUGUUUUCAAGCGCUGUAGUUAGUGGAAUGCUUGAUGAUGAGCAUUACAGCAGAUCAUUCCUUCGGUCACAACCAGACUGGCCUCACAAAGAACACCAAGACGUUUCGUUAUCUCCAAGAGUCCAUAUAAAACUUACUGGCCAGUGAUAGGAAGCUUGGCCUAGGCUGUGUAUAAGUUGCUAGGCAGUGACAAUGCUACCUUCUCGGACAUUUAUAAUCCAUUCCCAGAGUUCAUCCAAGUGCCGUAUUGCAGGUAUCAAUAAGCCAAGCCAUUUACAUUACCGCAGCCUAGGUAUACCGCACGUAAAUAGAAACAUACUUAUCAUGGUGGUGGCUAGUCUUGAGCUGACUGAUAUGUCGCCAGCGACACCCCACUCUCGAAUAGGGGGAUAUAAAUAAGGGAGGGUACCUGGUGUAUAUACAUCCAUAUUUAUAACUUUGCCAUCCUACUAUGUUCAGAACUAAAAACCCCCUAUAAAUAAAAUAUACCGGUAAACCUUUACUAAUGACAUCAAACAAGGCAAGAUGUCUACGGAAUUUCUCCAGCUCGUAUCACCUCUAAGAAACACCACCUUCACAGAGCUCCUGACAUUCACUAUUCUAUUGACAAAGUGCUCCGCGUUAGCCCUCACCAAAGCCAUCUACAAUGUCUUCUUCCACCCGCUAUCCCCCGUACCCGGCCCCAAGCUCUACGCCAUGUCCAGCCUCCCCAUGAGCCUGUCCCGCGCGCAGGGCCGCUCCCCCUACACCUUCGCCGCGCUGCACGAGCAGUACGGCCCCAUCGUGCGCGUCAGCCCCAACGAGGUCUCCUGCGCCGGCCCCUCGGCCUUCAAAGACGUCUACGGCCCGCGGUACGGCAAGGGCGGCCCCCUGGCUCGCGACAUGCGGACGGCGCCGAUCAAGGACACCUUCAGCGCGAUGAGCAUGUUCCAGUCCAGCGUCCAGGACCACGCGCGCAUACGCCGCCAGCUGAACCCGGCGUUCUCGGAGAAGGCGUCGCGCGAGCAGGAGCCGUUGGUCAUGGGGUAUGUCGACGCCAUGAUCGAGAAGCUGCGGGCGGCGGCGGCGGGUGGGCAGGUGGUGGACAUAGAGAAAUACACGAUGUGGACGACCUUCGACAUCCAGGGCGACCUCGUCUUCGGCGAAGACGUGUUCCAGUGCAUAUCGCAGGAGCGGUACCACCCGUGGACACGCAGCAGCAUGACCUGGUUCACCGGCGGCGUGUACAUGCACGCGCUCAACGACAUCUCGCCCCUCGCCCUCUGGCUCUGGCAGCACGUGAAGUGGAGCUACAGCAGCGGCUACGCCGCCGCCACCGACUACCACCUCAAGACGACGCUCGACCUCGUCGACCGGCGCAUGGCGAAGGGGCGGACGGAGCACCCGGACUACAUGUCGUUCAUCACGGGCUCGAGCAAGGAGGGCGAGGUGCUGACGCGGGAGCAGAUGUACGCGAACGCGCAGAUGCUCGUCAUGGCGGGCUCCGAGACCGUCGCGACGGUGUCGGCCACCGCGCUGUUCCUCCUGCUCACGCACCCCGCGGCGAUGGCGAGCGUCAGGCGCGAAGUCAGGGCCGCGUUCGCCGAGGACGCAGACAUCACCGCCGCCUCCGUCGCCCAGCUCCCGCACCUCCUCGCCGCCCUCGACGAGACCAUGCGCCUGUGGCCGCCCGUCGCGACGUCGUUCAACCCGCGCCACGCGCCCGCCGGCGGCUUCACCGUCGACGGGUACUUCGUCCCCGAGGGCGCGAUGGUCGGGCUCCACAACCACGCGAUCGGGCGGUGGGAGCGGUACUUCCGGGACGCCAAGGAGUUCCGCCCCGAGCGCUGGCUGGGCGGCGAUGAGAGGUACGCCGACGACGCGAGGGACUUGUUUCAGCCGUUCAGCUCGGGCCCGCUGAACUGUAUUGGGCUUACGAUGGGGCGCAUGGAGACGAGGGUUAUUCUGGCGAAGCUGCUGUGGCACUUUGAUAUCGAGCUCGUGGAGGAGAGUGCGCGGUGGUUGGAUGGGCAGAGGAAUUAUAUCGCGUGGCAUAAGCCGCCGUUGUUGGUUAGGUUGACGUCGGUGGGGGGUGGGGGUGCUUGA
This is a messenger RNA of Hypoxylon fragiforme, 2280 nucleotides long. Its product is annotated as benzoate 4-monooxygenase cytochrome P450. Lineage: Eukaryota; Fungi; Ascomycota; Sordariomycetes; Xylariales; Hypoxylaceae. Bases 721 to 2280 code for a protein of 519 amino acids. The record is from RefSeq and is a predicted model, not a curated record. The transcript is spliced from 2 exons. Gene Ontology annotation, molecular function: monooxygenase activity; heme binding; iron ion binding.